This is a messenger RNA of Postia placenta MAD-698-R-SB12, 474 nucleotides long. RefSeq lists its product as hypothetical. Gene Ontology annotation, biological process: protein phosphorylation. Bases 1 to 474 code for a protein of 157 amino acids. The transcript has 2 exons. Gene Ontology annotation, molecular function: ATP binding; protein kinase activity. The record is from RefSeq and is a predicted model, not a curated record. Lineage: Eukaryota; Fungi; Basidiomycota; Agaricomycetes; Polyporales; Adustoporiaceae.
AUGGUUGAUUGUAGCAUUCAAGGACAUCCCCGCGUGUUACAAUUUAUUGGAGCCUCACUCAAUGCGCAAGUCCCUUUUAUUGUCUCGGCAUUCAUGCAAAACGGCAAUAUCCUCGAUUACCUCGGCCGUUUCCACGAUGACUUCAAAAAGAUUAGACUUUUGCACGAUGUAACUCUGGGCAUGAUCUAUCUACACCGGCAGAGUGUUCUUCAUGGCGAUCUGAAGCCCGCUAAUAUCUUAAUCGAUGACGCUGGACGAGCUCGCAUCGCAGACUUUGGUCUCUCCCGUCUUAUUGAAAGUUCAUCGUCUACCGUUUCCAAACGCAGCAACGUAACUCAUUCCAACGAUACAAUCAAGGGGACUCUCCGAUUUAUGGCUCCAGAAUAUCUACGAGGCAAACCGCUCACCAAGGCUUCGGAUGUUUAUUCGUUUGCAAUGACUGUAUAUCAAGUCAGUAUUUUUCUAGUUAUCUGA